This is a messenger RNA of Gambusia affinis (western mosquitofish), 1671 nucleotides long. It is a transcript of the gene dtwd1, whose product is annotated as DTW domain containing 1. NCBI's taxonomy places the organism in Eukaryota, Metazoa, Chordata, Actinopteri, Cyprinodontiformes, Poeciliidae. Gene Ontology annotation, biological process: tRNA modification. Gene Ontology annotation, molecular function: tRNA-uridine aminocarboxypropyltransferase activity. The coding region runs from base 476 to 1477 and encodes 333 amino acids. The record is from RefSeq and is a predicted model, not a curated record. Gene Ontology annotation, cellular component: nucleus. The transcript has 5 exons.
GGGCUGCUUUCUGGUAGGCAUGCUUGAACUGUUUUGCUUGGGGUUUUACCUUACCGGGGACGCCAGCAAAUAUUAUGCGACGGCUUUUGUUUUGCUCAGAGCUUUCCUUGAAUAACUAAGCCAUUGUGUCUGCUAAUGGUUACUGCCUGAUGUGUGGGGAAGCUAACAGCGGUUAGCUUCACAGGCUGAUGUCGCUUCAGUUUGUAGUACAAACAGAUGUGAAGUUCAUCUGUUGGUUCGCUUAAAACACUUGUAAUCUCAACCACUGCAAGCUGGGAACCCCUCACGAAAGCUAUGCUUUUGGAAAUGCUCUGAUCCAAAAGUCUAGGUAUCACCAUGUGUCCCUCGUUAGACUUGCUUAGAUCCGUUUCCCUUGCUCUUACCACAGCCACGCAGAGGACAGAAAGUUCACCUGUUUCCAAACUCAACAGACGCCAGGACGAAGAGAUAAUCAGCCUUAUUCACUUCUUCCUGAAUGUUGCACAUACUACUAAAAUAUAAACAUAGUGUGAUUGCAAAGCCAGUCUACUCCAAGACAAAUACAUCACGAUCUGAAACAGCAACCAUGAGCAGCCUGGAUGGAUACCAGCCAUUUUAUUCUAGUUGCCGUGACAAACCGACCGUCACAGGUGAUUUAUCAGAUGUCCACGAGCACGCCAAGCAGCCUCUGCAGGGGCUGAAAUUGGCAUCACAUGCAGUACUGGACACAGCCCAGCAAAGAGGCAGGUUGAAGUGCUCUAAAUGCGGAGGGUCGAGGAUGUUCUUCUGCUACACAUGCUGCUCAUUAGUGGGUGUCAACAUGCAAGAAAUUCCCGUAAUCAAGCUCCCUGUGAAGAUAGACAUCAUCAAGCAUCCGAAUGAAACGGACGGGAAGAGCACGGCAGUCCACGCCAAGAUUCUCGCUCCCAACGACGUCACAAUGUAUACCUACCCCUGCAUUCCUGAGUUUGAAAAAGACAAGGUAGUGUUGGUGUUCCCAGGCCCGGGGGCUGUUUCAGUUCAAGAAAUGAUCCAGUGUUUACGUGACGGGAGUAAAAACAGGUCGGGAGAUCCCUUUGAGGAACCCUGUCUAAAGAGGAUGAAAGGUGAAGCUCAGACUGCUACAAAGUUUGCUAAGGACGCACAGUCGGUGCCGCAAGAUGAAGCUCAGAGCUCAGAGUCCAGGGUGUACCCUUUACAGAGGGUGGUCUUCAUCGACAGCACCUGGAACCAGACCAACAAGAUCAGCACAGACGAAAGGCUUCAAGGUUUGCUCAAGGUGGAACUGAAGACGAGAAAAACUUGUUUCUGGCGGAGCCAGAAAGGCAAACCGGACACUUACCUUGCUACUAUUGAGGCUAUCUAUUAUUUCCUCAAAGACUUCCACCAGCACUGCCUGGGUCAGGAGUACACUGGAGAAUAUGAUAAUCUGCUGUUUUUCUACUCCUACCUGCAUUCACUGAUCAACAAAGCCAAAGCUUCUGCUGGAAAGUCCUGAUGAAAGGUGUGUGGAAAGAACAACGUCGGCUGCAUGUGACUGAGUGGGAGUCUAAUUAACAGUUAAUUUAAAAGCCUAUUAAAAGCCGGUUAUUUGAUCUGAUUUUUUUUCAUUGCUUGAACAUUUUAUUUUAUAUGGAAGGCUGACAUCACUUUGCAUGAGAAUGCGCAAUAAAACCCAGAUUUCACAAUUUA